This is a messenger RNA of Carcharodon carcharias (great white shark), 824 nucleotides long. RefSeq lists its product as uncharacterized. The transcript is spliced from 8 exons. The coding region runs from base 1 to 705 and encodes 234 amino acids. The record is from RefSeq and is a predicted model, not a curated record. NCBI's taxonomy places the organism in Eukaryota, Metazoa, Chordata, Chondrichthyes, Lamniformes, Lamnidae.
AUGAAGGGUGAUGUAGAGAUCGACAUCCACACAAGAAUCGACAAAGCAGCAUUGGUCAUCCACAAGGUGUGGGCAUCUAACACCAUUAGCGUGGCCGUGAAGCUGCAACCUUACAUGUCCAAUAUAGUACCAACUGCAAUCUAUGCCAGCGAGGCAUUUAUUGUAAAAUUGCAAUAUCAGCAGUUGCUGGAAGAAAGGUGGAAUGGGCACUAUGAUGAACAACGUGUAACUCUGCUGAAGGCUCAAAUAAUGCAGCUCGAGAGGCAGGUGGUGCUACUAACAGAGGGACUGAGUUCGAGAGCUGCUCAGAUGUUGGAGAUGGAGAAUGUUUUAGAUCUUUUAAAUGAGCGAUUCAGGUCCUUAUUAAGAUUUGAAAGUCCCACAUCUGAAGUACCAGUUUCACGAGCUGAACUGAUGCAACUUAUUGGAACUUGUCAAGCACUUCAAAAAAGACUGCAAAAAAGGCAAACGGCAGCAAAUGUCAAAAACCUUUCCAUGAUGUGGCUGAUGUCAGGAAGGAAUCUGAUUAAACAACCAGUGACUCUCCUAGAUCUCUGCUAUGGCAGGAUGGAUAACCUGAAUCUUCAGCAUGUGGACAGUCCUCUUCUGCACCCCAUUGGCACUGACCACCCUGGCUACCUCCUCCCAGGCCACAGCAGUCAGCUGGGAUGGCCUCUCGCAGCAUUUGUUGGAUUGCAAAAUUGAAGUGUAUCCUGGAAUCAAAGCUCUGCAAGUUGUACAGACAUCUGAAUGCAAUGAAACAUACACUGAGUCUUAUUCUUGCACCAGAUGAAGAAUCUCAUGAUCAGGUUUGUCGUGUCCUU